UACAUUCAAAUACAUUUUAAAAAAUCGUGAGCGUGACUAUUUUUUUUAAUGUCUUUUUUUUUUACGCAUGCCUAAAUUGCGAAUCAAAAACGCUGUUUUGCACGCUGCGCCAGUUAUACCAGAUAAGUGUACUAAGCACCGGGGUGUUGUUUGAUACACAAACUGUGUCGUCAGUCUGGAAUAAAUUUUCCGUCCGGUAGAAUCGAUUGGGCAAGAUAUCUACUGAGACGUUCAUGGUGUUGAUUAAAUAUCUUCCAGAGUCACAAGACAACUCACAUUUUCCAGUAGUGUACCAUGGUCUUACAUUACUAACACGUGUUUUAGAAAGCGCAGGUAAUGCUUUCUUUAACACGUAUGAACGUAAAAAUUUAAAGCAAGAUAUCGAUGCCGAGUGUAACACGCAAAAAACAUUUGAAAGUGAAGACAAAAGCUGUUUUUCCGAUUCAUGGAGUAGUGGUAAAGCGACAAAAGGAAAAGCUCAACCAAGAGCAAACGCAAAAACAGCAAACGCUCCUUCUAAAUUGAAGCGCUUAAUUAAAGGACCGAAUCUUUAUUCUGUUUUAGGAUUACAAGAAGGAUGCAGUAUGGAUGCGAUAAAAAAGUCGUAUCGUCAAUUAGCUCUACAGUAUCAUCCUGAUAAGCAAAAAUCUCGAGAAAAUACGCAACAACCUAAAAUACCAAAGUCGAAACAAGUUCAUGAAUUCGUUUCUCAGAACACAAUUAGAAAACCGAAAAAUUUAGAGCAUUAUUCAGAUAAAAUGUUUUUUCUUUUAAUUCAAGACGCUUAUAAUGCUUUAAGUGAUCCAACUUUUCGUCGAGAAUACGACUCAGCACUUCCCUUUGAUGAUUCCAUUCCUUCAGCUUCUGAUAUGGAUGCAACUGAUCCACAAUCUUUUUUUACUGUAUUUUCUCCUGUGUUUCAGCGUAACGCAAGGUGGUCAGCAAAAAAAAACGUACCAUCUUUGGGAAAUUCAAAUACUUCAAUAGAGGAGGUUCACAGAUUCUAUAAGUUUUGGAGACAUUUUGAUACCAUACGCGAAUUCUCAAUUCAUAAUGAAUAUGAUUUAAUUGAUGCCGAAUGUCGUGAAGAACGACGUUGGAUGGAAAGAGAAAAUAUGAAAAUUUGCCGUAAAUAUAUAAAGGAAGAUAAAUUAAGGAUCAGUAAACUUGUGGAACUUUCUUUUAGUUUAGAUCCAAGAAUUUUAAAAGAAAAGGAAGUUGAAACGAAAAAAAAGAAUAAAGUGAAGAAUGAACGACAACGAUUACAUGAAGAAAAAUUAGAAAGGAAUAGGUUAGAAGAAGAGCGCAAGAUUCAGGAAAAAAAAGCUUUUGAAGAAGAGUUUCAGCUUAAAGAAAAAUUACGUCUUGAAGAUAGACAGCGUUACAAAACAUUACUUAAACAAACGAGAAAAAACAUUCGUCUUUUAUGUGAAAAUGCAGUAACCACGCAAGUUUUAGAUGGUGACCAUCUCCACGAAGCGUGUUUAAAUAUACCAUUAGACCAAUUAAUUUUACUGGAAAAAUCUUUACAAGAAAUUUCAGCUAAGGAAUCAUCUACACAAGAAAUAUCUAAUAAAAUUUAUGAGUUUCUUGAUGCAAAUAACAUACAAGUUAAAAAAAUUGAUACAGAUUCACUAGAACAAGAAACACAAAAGAAAAAAUCAAGCAACGUUUCAAAUGAUUUUUGGACUCCUGAACAAAUAUCACUAUUAGAGAAAUCUCUUGAAAAAUAUCCUGUUGGAACAGUACGACGUUGGCAACUUAUUGCUGAAGCAGUUGGUGUAAAAAACAUAAAACUUGUUAUUGAGAAAAGUCGAGCAUUAGCAAAUAAAACAUGUAUAAAAAAUAAUGAAAACGUUCCCGGUGAAACAACCAAUGAUCCAAAAACCGUUACUAAAAUUCCGUUUCAAGUCGACAAUUGUGUUACGACUACUCCUACCUUACCGGUUCAACAUACAUCUUGGACGAAUGCUCAACAACAAGCUCUUGAAUCUGCUUUACAAUCUCAUAAAGGGUGCUUAACUCAAAAAGAGGAAUGGCAUGCUAUUGCUCAAGAAGUUCCAGGAAAAACAGCAAAUGAUUGUUUUACCCGCUUUAAAGAGGUACGAGCUGCAAUAUUAGCGUCUUCGGGCUUUCAAAAUAACUCAUUUUAAAGAAAUAAUAAAUACUCGAAUUUCUUCUGUAAAUGUUCCCGUUUAACUAUUUUCAUUAUGUGUCUUUAAUGUUAACCACCAAAAGGUUGUAGGGUAGUUUCAAAAUCAACUCUAAAGAUAUAAAUGAGUGUCAUAUAUUAUAAAAGUGAAAAGGUUUUCGUGGAUUUUUUAUUUAAUUUUAUUAAAACAUCCAUUUUUUUUGUUGAUGUUAUCAAACUUUUUGAGUUUAUUAAAAAGAAAAUUAUAAUAUUACAUUAAAAAUAUUUUUUUUAGAAAAAAAAAUUAAUCUGAAGCAUCAGAAGUUUACAAAGAGCAUUUUCGAGUAAACCUAAUUGUUAAAAUGAAUUUUGAAAAAAAUAAAUAAUAGCAUAUGAAGAAAUAAAUUAAUUUGUUUUUUUUUUAUUAACUGAAUAUUAUGAUUUGAAAUACUUCAAGGAAAAUUAAUUUUUUUUA
This is a messenger RNA of Hylaeus volcanicus, 2606 nucleotides long. Its product is annotated as dnaJ homolog subfamily C member 2-like. NCBI's taxonomy places the organism in Eukaryota, Metazoa, Arthropoda, Insecta, Hymenoptera, Colletidae. Gene Ontology annotation, molecular function: ribosome binding; Hsp70 protein binding. Gene Ontology annotation, cellular component: cytosol. The record is from RefSeq and is a predicted model, not a curated record. The transcript has 10 exons. Gene Ontology annotation, biological process: regulation of translational fidelity; 'de novo' cotranslational protein folding. Bases 234 to 2153 code for a protein of 639 amino acids.